CGCCCCACAUCUCCCUCACAAGCGAAAACGAAUUGAUGUUCCGCGAGCCUACCGAUCAACGCCAUCCGUACCUGUGUAGCUAGCCUAGGUAGUCGGUUUAAAAGAAACAUUGCCUGUUUAUUGUGGAAUAGAAAAACCGUUGCGAACUGAUAAAUGUUAGUUAAUCUGUUUUCAGUAAUGAAGUUGCCAGAUAAGCAGCAUCCUUCCUUGGAGAUUAGAGAUGGGUCGGACUUGCCAACCCCUUUCAGAAAUCCUUUCGUUCACGAGUUACGAUUCACCCCCUUGGAGAAAAUCAGGAAAUCAAUUUUAUGAGUAGCCAAAACGUCCCACGUUAGCAUUAGCCAUUUUGGACUAUGCGAAUGAGGACAUUCCAGUACAUCUGAAAGGAUUAUCAAAAGAUCAUCAUGGAUCAAUUACAUAACAGCCAAAGCUUCAAUAAAAGAUCGGUGUGAUGACGGUGACAGUGUUCCCAGUACGGUUGUUCUUUGCAGUGUUCCUCAUGUUGCUGGCCUGGCCCUUUGCUUUCACUGCCUGUCUGGGACGAUCUGAACUGGCCGUGGAGACCUGGUGGAGGAGGAUCUGUGACAUAGCCCUGAGGGUGAUCAUGCGUGCCAUGUGGUUCUGUGGAGGUUUCCAUUGGGUGACGGUGAAAGGGGAACCGGCCCCGCCCUCGCAGGCGCCCAUCCUCACCCUGGCCCCUCACUCGUCCUACUUCGACGCCAUCCCCAUCACCAUGACCAUGGCCUCUAUCGUCAUGAAGACCGAGAGCAAGAACAUCCCUGUCUGGGGCACUCUGAUAAAGUUCAUAAGGCCAGUGUUCGUGUCGCGGUCGGACCAGGAUUCUCGUCGGAAGACGGUCGAGGAGAUCAAACGCAGAGCCCAUGCUGGAGGGAAGUGGCCUCAGAUAAUGAUAUUUCCAGAGGGGACGUGUACCAACAGAUCCUGCCUUAUCACAUUCAAACCUGGGGCCUUCAUUCCAGCAGUUCCAGUCCAACCAGUAGUCCUGCGUUACCCCAACAAAAUGGAUACCAUCACAUGGACAUGGCAAGGCCCUGGAGCGUUUGAGAUACUGUGGCUGACACUGUGCCAGUUUCACAACCCCAUAGAGAUUGAGUACCUACCUCUCUACACUCCUUCAGAGGAAGAGAAGAACAACCCUGCUCUGUUCGCCAACAAUGUCAGACGCAUCAUGGCCAAGGGCGGGUCCUGGCCGUGCUCUCUGUGCUCUGAUAGGGCCCUGCAGCUGCCCAUCACAGACCUGUCGUUUGAUGACUGCCAGCUGAGCCUAGCAAAGGGCCCGCUGCGUGUCCCUAGCAACAGCAGCCUACUGCAGUUCAAUAGACUAGCGCGAAGGCUUGGGCUGAGAGCAGGGACUACAGAUACAGUGUUACAGCAGCAGGCUAGCAGAGCCAGGAACGUUUGGGGAUACAGACUGGGAUUAGAGGACUUUGCUCAGUACCUCAACCUAUCUGUAACGGACAUGCUCACAGAGUUACACAGCCUAUUCAACCAGCAUGGAGAUGGCCAGAUAGAUGUCAGGGAGUAUGUGAUAGCCCUGUCUGUGGCGUGUCAACCCUCUAAAGCCAUGGACACCCUCAGGCUGGCCUUUGGAAUGUACGAGGCGAAGGAGGACGGGGCGAUCGUGGAAAAGGAGCUGGCGUCUAUUAUGAGAACGGCGUUGGGAGUAGCGGAGGUUGACGUCACAGAGUUGUUCUCAGCAAUCGACACACUUGAAGCGGGGAAGAUCACACACGAUGACUUCUGUCGGUUCGUGGUGCAGCACCCAGACUUUGCUCAGGAGUACCUCCUCUCCUCCAGGGAAACCCCCUCUAUCCCCCACACCGUCCCCCUGACCAAUGGGUUCAGUGUGGACCAUUAUGACACAGAGGAGCAGACCUGCAGCCUCCCUGGACAGAAGAGGAAAGAAGACUGAGAGACACUCUCAAAUGGAUCCAUCUACUGCCUAUCACAGAGAGAAAGGAGGAAGGAAUGGAGGGAGGAUGGAAAAGAUGGAGGGAUAGGAGGGCGACUGAGAGGCCCUGGAUCUCUAUAAAACAAAUCUAUAUUCUACAGUUACUAUAUUCUACAGCCACUGUCACUGUGGCCUGUAUGUUCUACCAGAGAGAAGGAGUGAGGGAUAGGAUAUAUCGGGAUGAGGAGGGGUGGAUAGAGUUUCUUACUUCUCUCCUAUCAGACGGAUAGAGGAGAUUGAGACUGUGAAAGGGAGAGAUGGAGGUGGAGAAGGGUUGGGUAUGUUGAAGGAGAGUACAGGGGGAUGAGGUAUAUGGAGAGAUGGAUAGAGAGAUUUGGUUAGUGAGAGGAUAUGAGGGAGGGUGGAGACAAUCCGUUCCUCCGGACACCAUCUCACACCAAUACUCCGUCUUUGGUUUUGUCUGCUAGUGUUUUCAAGGACUUUGUAUGCUUUCUAACUUUCCAACGUGCGUUAAAGGAACUGGACACCUGAAGUUUUUAGUUCAUCAAACACUUUGGCUAUUUAUUUUCAAAAGGGUUUUACUUUUUUCUUAUGUAUAGGUAUUUAUUUGUUAUUUGUAUUUAUCAAACUAUGUCUGCUAUUAUGACAACUAUAAUGCACACUCCAGUAAGAUUUAUACACAUUUAAAAAAUCAAGAUCUGUUUUAUCAGGUGAUUAAGCACCAAACUGAGCUCCGCUUAAUCACUGCCUUUCAUAACGAGACUGACUGAGAUUAAUUGGAUCGAGCUGAAACAGACUAACAUCCAGACUCAAACUAUUCUUCAACUAAGCAUCUCACUGCCUCGUAGACCAUAGCAACUCACAACAAGACAUUACACUUUUAAAAUGGAUGAAUACGGGACCAAACUUCAACUUUUUAAACCAGAGGACUCUUGAGCAUUCACAUUGAGCUCCUUGUGGCCUUUUAAAUUGUAAAAAAAUUAAAAUAAUAAUAUGGUUUUAAUGUUGCCUGAGCUUAAGUGAAUCGUCUAACAGCUUAAGUAUACUUUUUUACAUAAGCAUAAACACUGGGGUCUUCAGAUUAACAUUUGUUUGUUGUUUUCUCUUUUCUUAUUGGAUGAACAGAGAACCAGAGUUGGGUUCCAUCUCAAAUGGCACCCUAUUCCCUGCACAUUUGGCUUUGGUCGAAAGUAGUGCACUACAUAGAGCAUAGGGUGCAAUUGGGAUAUACCCUCAGUUAAAAUAUUCAGAUAAGAUGUUUCCCUAUUUUUGCCUCUCAUAUCUCUCUGGAAGGAAGUUGCCCUUAGGCAAAGCUCUAGGAUCAGCACACCCUGUUGAAGUUCUAGGAUUAAACAUUAGGCAGCGGCAAUCAGUUCUGACUUUAUGAUAAGCGAUCAAUCUCUUUUGGCUUUUUGUACUGUUUUUGUUUUGGGAAUUAUCUGCAGUUUGGCUUUGAAUCGACGCAUUUUGUAUGUUGUACAUUUGUGGUAUAUAAAUCUUGGAAUGUUUUUGAGUAUUCAUUUAGUAAGAACGUGGAUUGUAAAUUAUGAAUACCUAUGCAGUGAUCCCUGUCUUUAAGGUUGAGAAUUAAAUCAUGACAUUUCUACAA
This is a messenger RNA of Coregonus clupeaformis (lake whitefish), 3542 nucleotides long. RefSeq names its product lysophosphatidylcholine acyltransferase 1. The transcript is spliced from 15 exons. The record is from RefSeq and is a predicted model, not a curated record. Bases 452 to 1933 code for a protein of 493 amino acids. NCBI's taxonomy places the organism in Eukaryota, Metazoa, Chordata, Actinopteri, Salmoniformes, Salmonidae.